Molecule: messenger RNA, 1177 nt
Organism: Hyposmocoma kahamanoa
Lineage: Eukaryota; Metazoa; Arthropoda; Insecta; Lepidoptera; Cosmopterigidae
Exons: 2
Coding region: 1-738 (245 amino acids)
Biological process (GO): regulation of transcription by RNA polymerase II
Cellular component (GO): nucleus; transcription regulator complex
Molecular function (GO): DNA binding
Source: RefSeq, a predicted model, not a curated record
AUGACCAAAGGUUUUAGAUACGAUGUUAUUCAGCUAAUACAUGCAAUAAGGGAUAGACCGUGUCUUUGGGAUAAGACAAUUGAGAGUUAUAAGGACAGGAUUGAAAGACGAAAUGCUUGGGAAGAUAUUUUUAACAUGUUGGAUGAAUCUUAUAAUAAUAUGAGUUUCGAAGACAAACGGAUGACAGGUGAAUACGUACUGAACAAGUGGACGAACAUUCGAGAUACAUUCGUGAAGACACUAAAGAGCAAAAUGGGUAAACCAAAGAAGAAAUACUUGCUUUACGAACAUUUAAAAUUCCUUAUGAAAAUUAUUCCGGACGAAGAACAAAGUUUAGAAGUAAGUAUUGAAUGCCCAGAAAAUGACAACAAUGAACCAGUUGAAGAAACAUUAUCCUUCGUGAAACAAGAAAUCAGUGAAGCGGAAACCAGUUACACAAAUCGCAAGAAGAGGAAAACUGACUACAAUGAUGGCGAUGUUCCUAAAAAGAAAAAGAGUCGAAAUGGUGAGAAACAUAGAAAGAAGUAUGAAAACGAUGAAGAGUCUUGUGAUACGGGAGAAAUUGAUUUUGUUGAAGUAGAUGCGGAGCCUAGAUUAAUGAAUGAAGAUGAAGCUUUCUUUGCAUCGCUUCUGCCUACAGUUGUAAAGUAUAGCGAGGAUGAAAGACUGGAGUUUCGAAUUGAAGUUUUAGCUGUUAUGAAGAAAAUUAAAGAUAACAGGAAAUGGAGUACGGAGUAGGAAACGAUGUAAUUAUUUAACCGAAUCAAAUUAGGUCUGUGGGCUAUGAUAUAAUAAUCGCGUGUAGAAACCCAGAGGUAAUGUUCCUCCUAAAGUAUAAGCCUUGUAUUUUGAGCACCUUCAGUUUAGACACUUUCUUUGGGCGCAUUUAUUCGACACGACUUUCAUCGCGCUCACCCCGCGCGUCCCGGGCACGCGGGCGAGCCUGUCUUGAAAUUGGACCACGAAGCGCCCGGGCGGUUGUCUUAUUCAGAGGAAUUUAAAUGUUAUUGUCACGAAAACUUUAAAAUCUAUAUCACUAAUUGCUUUGAUGCUCUAAGACUAAUUGUGACUGCAAAAACCGACCUCAAAAGUUCGUGGAAUUUCAUCUAUUUAUCAAGUUUUAUUGAAAUCGGUUACCGGAAAGUGCGCGAAACCGGAUUAGUCCCCCAGUUUGCCA